AUGCUCGCUCUCCAAUCUGCUGUCCGUAAGUCUGCUGUCAAAGUGGCUGCUGCUACUGCCACUUUAGCCCGUCCUGCUGCUACUGCCACCAUGGCCAAGGCCAACUAUACCAGCAACUCGAGAAUCACAGUUGAGAACCCAGUUGUUGACUUGGAUGGUGAUGAAAUGACUCGUAUUAUUUGGGCUGAUAUCAAGGAUAAGCUUAUUUUGCCUUACUUGAACCUGGAUAUCAAGUACUAUGAUCUUGGUAUGGAAUACCGUGACCAGACUGAUGAUCAAGUCACCAUUGAUGCUGCUGAAGCCAUCAAAAAGUACAAUGUUGGUAUCAAGUGUGCUACUAUCACUCCUGAUGAGGCUCGUGUUGAAGAAUUCAAAUUGAAAAAGAUGUGGAAAUCACCCAAUGGUACCAUCCGUAAUAUUUUGAACGGUACAGUUUUCCGCGAGCCUAUUAUUUUGGACAAUAUCCCUCGUAUUGUCCCUGGCUGGACUGAGCCUAUUGUCAUUGGUCGUCAUGCAUUUGGUGAUCAAUAUCGCUCAACUGACUUUGUAACCGAUAAAGCAGGAAAGUUUGAAAUGUCAUUCACUCCUGCUGAUGGAUCAGAGCCUAAAAAGUGGACUGUCUUUGAUUUCCCUCAAAAUGGUGGUGUUGGUAUGGCCAUGUACAAUACCAAUGACUCUAUCUCUGGCUUUGCUCAUAGUUGUUUCCAAAUGGCUCUUACCAAGAAGAUGCCUCUCUACCUCAGCACCAAAAACACCAUCUUGAAGGCCUAUGAUGGUCGUUUCAAGGACAUUUUCGAAGAGAUCUAUCAAAAAGACUAUCGCAAAGACUUUGAGAAGGCUGAUUUAUGGUACGAACAUCGCUUGAUCGACGACAUGGUCGCUCAAGCCCUCAAAUCAAAGGGCGGUUUUGUUUGGGCAUGCAAGAACUACGAUGGUGAUGUUCAAUCUGACAUUUUGGCCCAAGGCUAUGGAUCUCUUGGUUUGAUGACCUCUGUUUUAAUCACACCCGAUGGUAAGACCAUGGAAGCCGAGGCUGCUCAUGGUACUGUUACAAGACAUUAUCGUGAAUACCAAAAGGGUAAUCCUACAUCUACUAACCCUAUCGCUUCCAUUUUUGCCUGGUCCAGAGGUUUGAACCACCGCGCCAACUUGGAUAACAAUGGCGCCUUGAAGAAGUUCACCUUUGAUCUCGAGCAAGCCUGUAUUGAUGCUGUCCAAAGAGACAAUGUCAUGACUAAGGAUUUAGCUUUGGCUAUUCAUGGUAAAAAUCUUAAGCCCGAGCAUUACGUUACUACUGCCGAAUACAUGAAGCGUGUCAAGGAAAAUCUCGACAGCUCUCUGUCUGCUUAA
Mucor velutinosus is the source of this 1350-nucleotide messenger RNA. RefSeq names its product Histone H4. NCBI's taxonomy places the organism in Eukaryota, Fungi, Mucoromycota, Mucoromycetes, Mucorales, Mucoraceae. The transcript has 6 exons. Gene Ontology annotation, biological process: isocitrate metabolic process; NADP+ metabolic process. The record is from RefSeq and is a predicted model, not a curated record. Bases 1 to 1350 code for a protein of 449 amino acids. Gene Ontology annotation, molecular function: NAD binding; magnesium ion binding; isocitrate dehydrogenase (NADP+) activity. Gene Ontology annotation, cellular component: mitochondrion.